Molecule: messenger RNA, 719 nt
Organism: Corylus avellana
Lineage: Eukaryota; Viridiplantae; Streptophyta; Magnoliopsida; Fagales; Betulaceae
Source: RefSeq, a predicted model, not a curated record
GGAAGGCAACCUGAUAGAUGGGAGAACCAGUAACUGCGGAAAUUCAACAAAUAGCAAAUGCUUCAAUAAAAGAUGAAUAUCAACGUGCAAAUUUGGUAAAUGACAUCACAAAAGAGGUAGAAAGCUUGAAGCCUCUCUCAUCACCUGAAUGUUGUAUCUAUAAGGUUCCAGAUCCCCUUCGCAAGUUGAACGAAGAAGCCUACACUCCUCAGGUUAUUUCAAUAGGGCCUUUUCACCAUGGCGAUGAAAAAUUGCAAAUCAUGGAAAAGUACAAAGUAAGAUAUCUCAAGGAAUUCACAGAACAGGUCAAGAUAAACUUGGAGAAUUUAGUAUGUACUAUAGAGGAUUCUGAAGAAAGUAUCUGUCAAUGUUAUGCAGAGGUUAUUCCACUUAGCAGGUAUGAUUUUUUGAAAAUGAUCCUGAUGGAUGCAAACUUCAUUGUUGAGCUUUUCGUCAGAAAUUGGCGGGGAAGAUCAGAAUGGACACAUGAUGACAGGAAAGUAUUAAAGCCAUGGUUGGUUGCUAGGAUGCUGCUGGACUUUAUGUUACUUGAAAAUCAACUUCCUUUCUUUAUUAUUGAGAAAUUAUUUAAGCUUGCAUUUGCAUCUCGCCGAGACUUACCUUCCUUCACUGAGCUUACCUUUCGCUACUUUGAAUUUUACAACAUUCAACAUUUUUCUCCCAACAUUCGACAUUCAACAUCCUCUUUAACUUGUUGA